Molecule: messenger RNA, 1778 nt
Organism: Brassica napus (rape)
Lineage: Eukaryota; Viridiplantae; Streptophyta; Magnoliopsida; Brassicales; Brassicaceae
Product: transcription factor MYB117-like
Exons: 3
Coding region: 507-1568 (353 amino acids)
Biological process (GO): regulation of DNA-templated transcription
Cellular component (GO): nucleus
Molecular function (GO): RNA polymerase II cis-regulatory region sequence-specific DNA binding; DNA-binding transcription factor activity, RNA polymerase II-specific
Source: RefSeq, a predicted model, not a curated record
UAAUAUAUAUAUAAUUGUUUACAAAUCUUAAUUAUGUGAGAUUUAGUAAAUAAUUUAUUUUAGAAAAAACUUUGGACCUUCUAUGAGAUUGUAGGUACACCUGAACAAAGGUUAAUAACAGUCCACAGAAAAUCGAAUAUCGAUACUACAUAUGUACUGACUUAUAACAGUGGUGUCUCAUAUAAUGAUAAUGUAUAAAUGCAAAUAACUAUAUUGUUUGAAUCAGUCCGUGACAACGGUCCAUAACCCUUUUUAACAGUCGUCAGAAAACACGGUCGCGACAUGUACAUACACGCACAUACCUAAAGCCAUACGUAACACACACCAUAUUACAAAUAAGAUAUUAUUAUAUAUUUAUUAAAAUAUAGAUUUCUGACACACAUUUACGUACGUGUAUCUAUAAUACGCAAAUGCACCGCAUAGUCUUUCUCCUCCUUUGAUGGUCUAAAUCUGACGUGACAUUUCCCUCUCUUGUUUCAUUUCCUCUCUCUCGAAACAGAAACGUCAUGUUUAUCUCGGAAAAGCAACGGUGGACGGAUGAGGUCGCCGCCGCGAGGAGAGAAGCUUCUUCUUGGGACUUCCCUUUCAACGACAUUAACGUUCAACAUCAUCGUCGCUGCAACACAAGUCAUGAGUUUGAUAUCUUGAAGAGUCCUCUUGGAGAUAACGUAGAAGGGAGUAAUAAUCAUAACCCUAAUUAUAGUAACAAUGAGAGCGGUAAGAAGGAGACGACAGAUAGUGGACAGUCUUGGUCUUCCUCGUCUUCAAAACCGUCGGUCUUGGGGAGAGGACACUGGAGACCAGCUGAGGAUGUUAAACUCAAAGAGCUUGUCGCCAUUUACGGUCCACAAAAUUGGAACCUCAUAGCUGAAAAGCUUCAAGGAAGAUCAGGGAAGAGCUGUAGACUUCGGUGGUUUAAUCAAUUGGACCCGAGGAUAAACAGAAGAGCUUUCACGGAGGAUGAAGAAGAGAGACUUAUGCAAGCGCAUAGGCUUUAUGGUAACAAGUGGGCAAUGAUUGCGAGGCUAUUUCCUGGUAGGACUGAUAACUCUGUCAAGAACCAUUGGCAUGUUAUCAUGGCUCGUAAGUAUAGAGAACACUCCUCUGCUUACCGUAGGAGGAAGCUCAUGAUUAAUAAUCCACUUAAACCUCAGCUUUCUAAUCAUCCUAGCCCUAACCCUAAUCACCACUCUUUUAUCUCCACUCAUCAUUACUUUACUCAGCCUUUCCACGAGUUUAAUUUGACUCAUCAUUUGGUUAAUAAUGCGUCUAUCACGCCUGACCAUAACCAGCUUGUGUUGCCUAUCCACUGUUUUCAAGGUUAUGAGAGCAAUGAGACUCCAAUGGUUGUGAGUAUGUUUGGCAACCAAAUAAUGGGCGGGGAUAAUGUUGAUGUCAUGUCAGAAGGGUUGUAUGAAUAUCCUUACAUUGACUCUACGAGCCACGAGAAAGGAGUGCCAAAUGAGCCAAUGAGUUGGAUCGGAAUGGAAGGUGAAGAUGAGGAGGUGGUGGAGAAGGCGAAGCAGCAACCACAUUUUUUCGAUUUUCUUGGCUUGGGGACGGCAUGAAACUUGAACAAAGUGGUGUAAUAAUGAGUUAAUGACAGUUAUUAAUUUGGUUAGUGAAAAGCAAGAAGUUAUCUUUAUCUGUUUAGAAAGCAAAAUGCCUUGUGUUUGCGUUUAUUGGUAAAAUGUAGAUUGUUGUUGUGGCCUUGUGGGGCGUCUAAUUAAUGUAUAACAUUUGAUAAAAUCUCGGUAUUAUAGUAACUCUUUGCUAUA